AUGGCGGGGCAAGACCUCACUGGCGGGGCCCUUUCCGACUCGCAUCCAGCCCUCUCUCCCGACGCCAUCCAAUCCUGGGCUCUCGGCCGCGCCGAAGAGUAUCGCCGCCUUGCUAUCGACCUCCUCAGCGUUCACAACAACGCAUCUCUCAUCAACCGCACGCUCCCCGUCGAGAUGAUCUCCGAGAUCUUUGCUCACUCCUGGAGCGCCGGAGACAGCCGCAGCAUCCGCGUCGCGCACGUCUGUCGCCGAUGGCGCGCGACCGCGUUGAAGACCCCUCGGUUCUGGGUCGCCGCUGCCACGGCUCCGGGAACUAUGUUCGACUUCGAAGAAUGGGACACGUGGACGACUGCGAAGCACGAAAGCCGUGUGGCUUGCGCGGCGUGGGUUUUCGCUCACACGAAACCUGCAUCCCUUGGUGUCACGACACGUGGAUUUCCUCUUCCCAUUGCAUCUGCUCUGGUACCACACGCUGCACGGCUUGUGGAGCUCCGCAUCACCAUCAUGGCAGGUGUCGAUCAGCUCUCCACUCUGCGUACUUUGCUGUGCCAUACAGAAGGGACAUUCCUCGUUCAGAACCUGGAUUGGCCACGUCUUGCGUACACCCCUCCAGCACUCGAACCAGAGCCCCUGCUUCCGUCCUUGGAGGAUAUCAGUCUUCACGGUCCGUUCAGAAGCACAGCCCCCUAUCUCAAUGUCCUCACGUUCAAUCCUCGGAGGUCUAUCGAGGUAUUCAUUUCUGACCCGCCUUCAAUGCACGACUCGGACCAGUGGCUCGCGAACAAAUACGUCGAUUACGAACGCCUCUUCGCCCCCUCCAUCUUCAGACGCCUCACCCGACUCACUAUGCGCUCCCUGACGCGCUACGCCACCAAGCGAGGCGUGCUCGAGGCCCUCCCCAACCUCGCGUAUCUCGAAAUCAGUGGCCCCGCGAUUGGCUCGACGAUCCUCCACCUCAGACCGGAGGACUUCGAACGAAACGCCUAUCGUACUUUCCUUCUGUGUCCCUUCCUCAAGACGCUUGUCGCCACCUUUUCUCGCAUGGACGCUCGUUUGCUCGAUGGUCGGACCCGCGAUGCAGCAGGGUGGGACGCACGGACCGCGGCGCGCGCGCUGGGCGCGAUGGUCUCCAAACGCGCCAAGCACGGAACCCGCCUUUCCCGGCUGGUCUGGGGCGUGCGCACGUUGACGGCCGAAGAAGUGGAUAGGGAUGGGACGGAUCCAGAAUUCGUGGACCAGCUUAAUGCGCGGGUGUCCUACGUCCGGAAAAUGAAGGACUUUGAGGAGGGCAUGCCGCAUGGUCGAUGGGGUUGA
This is a messenger RNA of Epithele typhae, 1314 nucleotides long. RefSeq lists its product as uncharacterized. Bases 1 to 1314 code for a protein of 437 amino acids. The transcript has 3 exons. Lineage: Eukaryota; Fungi; Basidiomycota; Agaricomycetes; Polyporales; Epitheliaceae. The record is from RefSeq and is a predicted model, not a curated record.